Astyanax mexicanus (Mexican tetra) is the source of this 1444-nucleotide messenger RNA. Its product is annotated as zona pellucida sperm-binding protein 3. Lineage: Eukaryota; Metazoa; Chordata; Actinopteri; Characiformes; Acestrorhamphidae. Bases 72 to 1439 code for a protein of 455 amino acids. Gene Ontology annotation, cellular component: extracellular matrix. The transcript is spliced from 8 exons. Gene Ontology annotation, molecular function: acrosin binding. Gene Ontology annotation, biological process: binding of sperm to zona pellucida; egg coat formation; positive regulation of acrosome reaction. The record is from RefSeq and is a predicted model, not a curated record.
UUUAGUGCUCUACUAAAAGAAAAGCCACCAUCAGUUGUUGCCAGUCACUGUGAGCUGCAAGUCUUGUAGGAAUGGGUUUGGGACAGGCUGGCGUUAGGCUGUUUCUUUUUGCUCUGAUGGCUUUUUGUGAAGCCCAGCGGCGAAUGUGGGAAACAGAGGGAGCUUCAGGUGCACUAAGAGAUUUAGCUGGUCUUCAACCCCGUGUGAGGAAGCCUGCACCAGCUGGACACGGGCCUCAGGCUCCUGCCCAACCCAAUGUGAGCGUGAGGCCCCAACAACGCUUUAAUCUUCAACCCAAUUUACCCCCAAACUCCCGCAAACCUGUGGAGGUCCAGUUUCACCAGCAGCUGCAGGGACCUGUGAGGAAAGUGACUUGGAGGUUUCCACAAGUUCCACUUAAGCCAACUGCGGCACCAGUGCCCUUUCAGAUGAGGGAACCAGUCUCUGUUAACAGUGUAGCAGCGGAGUGUGGUGAGAAGGACGUGUAUGUGGAGGUGAAGCAGGAUUUCUUUGGGAAUGGCCUGCUGCUAAUGCCCUCUGCCAUCACACUUGGAGGCUGUGGGCCAUCAGGGCAGGAUGUGGUUGCUAAUGUUCUUAUGUUCCGAUCUGAACUGCAGGCCUGUAACAGCAUCGUAAAGAUGACCGAGGAUGACCUUAUCUAUUCCUUUGUGAUAAACGUUGCUGCAGAGCCUCAUUUAGACACUCCCAUUACUCGAGAGGAUGGUGCUAGUGUUUACAUUGAGUGUCACUACUUAAGAAAAAGGAACGUAAGCAGCAAUGCCCUGUUGCCCACAUGGAUACCUUAUGCUGCUACUAAGGUGGCUGAAGAACGGCUGAUGUUUUCUUUGAGGCUCAUGACUGAUGACUGGAAGUAUGAAAGGCCGUCCAGCCAGUAUUACCUGGGAGAUGUAAUCAACAUUGAAGCGUCAGUGACUCAGUACAACCACGUACCGCUCCAUGUGCUGGUGGACCGCUGUAUAGCCACUCCUGUCCCAGAUGUGAACGCAGUCCCAAGCUAUUCAAUCAUUGAGAACCAUGGGUGUUUGGUUGAUGCCAAGGUUACAGGCUCAAGCUCAUAUUUCAUGCCUCAGGAUCAGCAUGACAAGCUGCAGUUUCAGUUGGAGGCUUUCAAGUUCUACCAGGACAAAAGUGGUCUUGUCUACAUCACAUGCUAUCUAAUGGCAACUAAAGCUUCUGCUCCUAGUGAUGCUGAGAACAAGGCUUGUUCUUAUUCUGUCAACAGGUGGACAGCAGCAUUUGGUGAUGACCAGGUGUGUCGCUGUUGUGACACAAUCUGUAGCUUAAGGAAGGGAAGAGAUGUGUCCUCUGAAGAGUUCCAGAUUUCACUUCGUCCACUCUCCAUUGAGGAUCCUAUUGAUUCUGAUGAACCUCAAGAUCUUGUUCAAAGCUCAAGAGAAAAUAAAGCUACGCUUACGUAAAGAAA